GGCCAUGUUGCCAUGGGAACUCUAGCCCCAGACCCAAGAAUGCUGCCUUGGUGUUGUGGGAUGAGGGCUGUUCGGUAGGAUCCGGAAGCCUCCCGCGGGCUCCUCUGAGCUGGAUGAAUUUGGCGUGGGUUUGGGCCAUAACGAGAGCUUAAACUCCGAGACCUCUAGUAUCUAAGUAAAAUAAAAAUCUAGAGGAGGCACUUCGGCUUGACUUUAUUGUUGUCAGUCUUUUCUUUAAAAAGAAUGGGAUGAUGGGUAGGAAGGCGCCAGGAAAAUUGCACGCAAGCAGCCCUCUGCACUGCUGGUUGCUGGGACGUCAGCGAUAAAGAUAAGAUUGUGACCGUGCCUUUUAACUCUGUAUCUGGACUACAGGAAGAUUUUGUUUUGUGAAUGAUUUAUUUGUUUAGAAUCCAGUUAGAUCCUGAAGAUAAUUCUGUGAAUUGCUAAUAGUUCACUGGGUCUCACGCUUAGUGUUGACCUCAGUAUGCUGCGACGGAAACCAACGCGCCUGGAGCUAAAGCUUGAUGACAUUGAAGAAUUUGAGAACAUUCGAAAGGACCUAGAGACUCGCAAGAAACAGAAGGAAGAUGUUGAUGUAGGAGGCAAUGAUGGAGAAGGAACCAUUGGGCUCAGCAGUGACCCCAAGAGCCGGGAACAAAUGAUCAAUGAUCGGAUUGGUUAUAAACCCCAACCCAAGCCAAACAAUCGCUCAUCUCAGUUUGGAAGUUUUGAAUUUUAAAGAUGGAUUCCCUUGCACAACAGAUCCCUGGAAUGGAGUAAAAUGAUAGGAGAAAUACCAGAUUUAGAGAAUUGAGCACAUGCAGUGAAGCAGAGUAUUUUACCUCCUGCAGAGGAAGAUAAAUUCUGCAUGAAAUUACUGAUGUUCAACUUUCACACUAAGCUGGAAUUUGAACUCUGGUUUGUCUCUGGAAAAUUUUACUCUGUAGAACAUCUGAUUUUUGUUUUUUUAAAAAUAAAUAUAUUUUUGGAAAAUUGUGACACAUCCUUAAUGUAGCUAAGUAGAA
This is a messenger RNA of Fukomys damarensis (Damara mole-rat), 1025 nucleotides long. RefSeq names its product cell division cycle 26 (gene Cdc26). Bases 485 to 739 code for a protein of 84 amino acids. Gene Ontology annotation, cellular component: anaphase-promoting complex. Gene Ontology annotation, biological process: anaphase-promoting complex-dependent catabolic process; protein K11-linked ubiquitination; regulation of mitotic cell cycle. NCBI's taxonomy places the organism in Eukaryota, Metazoa, Chordata, Mammalia, Rodentia, Bathyergidae. The record is from RefSeq and is a predicted model, not a curated record. The transcript has 4 exons.